Molecule: messenger RNA, 3103 nt
Organism: Marmota flaviventris (yellow-bellied marmot)
Lineage: Eukaryota; Metazoa; Chordata; Mammalia; Rodentia; Sciuridae
Source: RefSeq, a predicted model, not a curated record
UGGCGGAGGGGUGGUGAGCCACACGGGAUGGAAUCAGCUUUCUGUGAUGACACCCUUUGAUGGGCAGCACCAGCUGAGGCCUGGCCACGGCAGCCCAUGUGGACAGUGGCCCUCCAAGCCACUCACGUCCCUGCAUGGCCCCGUUUAAACUUGACUUUGCAGGGUCAGUGGUGCAGCCCCGACCCCACUGAGGACUCUUUAUUCCUUUUAUAGGGUUUUUAGGGUGUUUUUACAUCACUAUACCCUCCCCCCUUAGAGCCAGCCUGAGGAGCUGGUGUGUUGGUACUGCCCUUCUGGAUGGGGACAGGGAGGCGGGAAAGGGUACAUGAACUUGCACCGCCCCGGCACUCGCUGCUAGCCGAAGGCAAGGCCGGGCCUGCUCCGCGGACCUGCCCAGGGCUCCCACCGCCUGACCUGCGCCUCUGCCUCCUACCGCCCCCCUCCGAGGAGGAGUAGAAGGGACUUCUCAGUAGGAGGAGGGCGUGGGGCCGGGUUGUCCCAGGUGCCUCCUGGCUCCCCAGCUGGGGCCGGCAUUAGGAAGGAGGAGGCCCACCCGCCUUGACGGUCAUUUACCCAAUUGUGCUUUGUGGGAUAUUCAACCCAAGGACCGUGGCGCCCCUGGCCGAGCGUAAGAGGAAGCCCAAGUUCUCCAAGGAGGAGCUGGACAUUCUGGUCACGGAGGUGACCCACCACGAAGCAGUUCUCUUUGGGAGGGAGACCAUGCGGCUGUCGCAUGCCGACAGGGACAAGAUUUGGGAAGGCAUAGCUCGGAAAAUCACCUCCGUCAGCCAGGUCCCCCGCUCCAUCAAGGACAUUAAGCACAGAUGGGAUGACAUGAAACGGAGGACCAAGGACAAGCUGGCCUUCAUGCAGCAGUCCCUGUCGGGCCCUGGGGCUGGGGGCCGAGCCCCUGCCUUCAUGCUCACUGCCCACGAGAGGGCCAUCGAGUCGGCGCUGCGCACUGCCCGCUCCGGGCACGGCUUCCCCAGGGCGGAAUUGGACGGCACCGACAGCCCCUCGACCAGCUACGAUGAAGAUGAAGAGGUGCCUGGGCCCUCGCACCAGCCUCUUCGGCUGCCUCUGCAGCGGUCUCCGGAGGAAGAGGCCCCCCUGGCCAGGCCCACCCUGCUGCGCUCCUCCUCCUCCUCAGACCAGUCCGAGACUCUGGGCCCCAAGCCGGAGGCCCUGCCCCGCACCCCGCCCCAGGCACAGGCCGCCUGCAGGACCCCGCGGCCACACCCAGGCUCGCCCACCCCGGGCCUCGACUGGCAGCUCCUCCACGUCCACGCCCAGCAGACCGAGGUGUUCCGGCAGCUCUGCCAGGAGCUGGUGGCCGCGCACCAGGACAUGGCUAACAGCAUGCACGUCAUCGGCCGGGCCAUGGCCGAGCUGAGCAGCCGCGUCGGUCAGAUGUGCCAGACGCUGGCAGAGAUCCGGGACGGGGUCCAGGCAUCACGGCAGGGGCCAGAAGGGGCGGCCCCCACGGGCUCUGCACUCCCGGCCCAGGCGCCCCCGCUGGACCCCCCACAAGCUCCCCCAGCACCAGCCCCCACUCGGACUACCAGGUCUCGGAAGAGAAAGCACAGCCUCUAGCCCGGCCAGCCUGUGCCAGGAGGAGCUGGAGGGAGGCGUCUGGCCUCGAGACCGAUGACCCCUGUAGGACUCCGGGGCGCUGUCCCCCGUCGCCGAGUGCAGGCCGCUCCCCAUGCUCUGGGAGCCUGUGUCCGGCCCUCCCUCCUCUUUGCCAGAGGCUCAACGUCCAAGAAAAGCCCCCGCUUUCUGCUUGCUUGGCCCGGAGGCGCCUCCUCCUCCUGGUCGGUAUCUGGUGGCAGCGGCCAGCCUGGCGGGGAGCGGGCAUGAGUGUAGGGGGGCAUCCCAAGGGAACCCCUGCUUCGAGCCUCAGGGCCCUGCCUCAACCUCAUGACCUCCGGUCCCUGAUUCUGCUGCUUUCCCAGUGGGCGUGGCUGGAGGACAGGCGGGCAAGUCUGUCCUGACCUCACAAGGGCUCUGAGCCCCGGGGGCGCCCUGCCUUGGCCCUGGCUUGCUCUCGUGCAGUGCGCGUGCUCAGCUGCUGUGCUUGCCUUCUGUGGAGUCGGGUGGAGACCGGGUGAUGUCAGGGAGAUUAUCUUACGUUCUUGGAGCACUUUAUGCUCUUCCUGCACCUGCAGAUAUAUGUGAUCUCAGGGCGUGCUCAGGACAGCCUGAGAGGCAGCUAAGUCGGACGUCAUUCUCUUUAUCAUGUGCAUUCGUAGAUGACAAGUGACACAGCUUGUUGGUGGGAGGCCGGGACUGUGCAUUUGUCCAGCUCCCCUGUCCAGAGGCCACAUCUGGAGUCGGGGGAGCAGGGGGCUUGCUCCUUGCCUGGCCUCUGCGCCUGCCUUGUCUCCUCUGGUGGGUCGGGAGAGCGGUGGCAGUGCUAGGCACGUCUACCACACACCCUGGCCCUAAUGCUCUCGGCCAGGGGCCAGGGAGAGGCAGGCCCAGGUCUCGGGAGCCAGAAGGCAGCCCGGCCUCCAGUUCCAGCAGGACCGAGCCCGUCCCACGUGCCAGCAUGCCUCGCCUCUGCUUGCUCGGGCUGCAUUCGCACCAGCCACACAGCUCUGGCUUCGUGCUUCCCAUUGGGGUGGGGACACCUGGGCUCUCAUGUUAGGGAGGGAAGGGGCAGGUGGCUGGGGACAGGUGCUCCCCAGCUCUGUCUCUUUCCCGCUGCUCCCUGGCCUGGGAAGGAAAUCUUCUUUCCCAGCGGCUCUUUCUGCCCACCCGCCACCUCUCGUCCUGUCCCCGAGAGCCACCGCAGGGGCUGGGAGGCUUGCUGUACCAGCGCCUGCCCAGGCCCUUCCUGGAGCACUGCUUGUGAGCCCAGACCCAGCUCGUCCCACACAGGGAGAGUGCAGGACGCCUGCCACGUCCCUGUGCCCUCGGCCCCACCCCACCCUGUGGUCCUUUGGGGGCUCCUGUCCCCACAUGGGACGCUCUCUGCCCGACAGCCAGGGGCUGGGUCAUUGCCUGGAAUUGCCUUGCUCUCCCAUGCUGGACCCCAAGAUUGCCUCCCGAGCAUUUUUGUUAAGAUGGCAAUAAAAAGAAAUCAAUGUCACACUCUGAA